AAUAGUCAAGAAUGUAUAAGUCUUUCUCCACUGCAAUUUCCUAGCAUUUCCAAAUAUUACAAACUCCUCCUCCUCUCUCUCUCACACACACACUCUCUCUGCCUACUGAAUUUUAUUGCUACGCAAUUUUAAUUUCCAUCAGACCAAAAAAAUGAAGCAAAAGGUGGUUAUCAGAUUAUAUUUGAGUGGGUGUGAUCAGAAAUGUCGGAGCAAGGCCUUCAAAAAAGCUGUCUCUCUGCCUGGUGUGGAAUCAGCAGCUAUGACAGGGGACGAAAAGAACCAAUUAGAAGUAGUGGGUGAGAUUGACGCUGUGGAACUGACGCGUGUGCUCAGGAAGAGUAUGGGGCAGGCGGAACUGGUGAGCGUUGGCCCUGAUAAGAAGAAAGAAGAAAAAAAGCCCGAAGUUGUAGCUAUUGAGACACUGCCACAACCCGCCUUGUAUUGCUAUGCCUAUCCGCCUCAAUGCCCUGUUUACCAAGUUACAGAUUCAGAUGGUUUUUGUUCCAUUAUGUGAAAAUAUGCCAAUUUGGACUACCUAUUGAAAACAGAGUGUGUAAUAUUGGAACGGAACUACUCCACAAAAUGAUACUGGAAGGUCGAAACAGUGUCGUUUGAGUUGUUGGUCCAUCCAGAGAGCUUAGUUAAUUUUUAUUUCUACUUUUUUGGGUCUUUUGAAAUCCCUUUAUUGAAAAAUAAGAAUUUCGGAUUGGAUGAUCAAAGUGAUUUUAUAUAUACUUCCUUUGUCUCAAAA
Messenger RNA from Lycium ferocissimum, 751 nucleotides. Its product is annotated as heavy metal-associated isoprenylated plant protein 12-like. The record is from RefSeq and is a predicted model, not a curated record. The transcript has 3 exons. Gene Ontology annotation, molecular function: metal ion binding. Bases 152 to 514 code for a protein of 120 amino acids. Lineage: Eukaryota; Viridiplantae; Streptophyta; Magnoliopsida; Solanales; Solanaceae.